GGCAGUGACGUCUCUCAGGGCGUGACUGUGCUUUCGCAACACCACUACUACUGCUACGUAACCUGUCAUUUCGCCCGCUGGAGUUUGCUCAACUUGAAGAGCACCGUUUGAAUUAAACAGGACAAAUCAGAUCGUCAUUAUCUCAUAUGGAUGCAGUGAUUCGCCGUUGCCCUUUCUUGACUGUUGUUCCCAGUGUUUUCCUCCACCUGGGUGGGAAAACGUCACUGGGGAGCUAUGCCCAAAAAUGUCCGGUGAUGAUGAACCUGGCCUCCAGACCUCUGGCCAGAUCCUUGUCUUCUUCAACUUUUUUGUCCAAAGGCGCUCUGAUGAAUGAUGACUCAAACCGCAAAGUCAAGCUGCCUUCAGGUCACCCUGUACCUCCUGCUGGCCAGGCUGUCGGCUCCAAAUGCCCUUUCCUGGCUGCAGAGAUGGUGCAGAAAAAGAACAGCGUCGUAAGAGAGGCCAGGAUGGAGCUGCAGGAGGAUGUCCAGGAGAUGCACUCUUACCGCAGCGGUAAAACAAGUUUGGAUUUAUCAGAUGUCGAUCUUGUCAAGGCAGACAAGGAUAUAUCUGCCAAAGCAACCCACCUGCUAAAGGACAAUCUACCUAAAGUUGCCACCUUCCAGUACGACCGAUUUUUUGAAAAGAAGAUUGAAAGCAAGAAGACAGAUCACACAUACAGGGUUUUUAAAACAGUGAACCGCUCUGCCCCCUCGUUCCCCAUGGCAGACGACUACUCAGAGUCUUUACAUGCGAAGAGAAAUGUGUCUGUCUGGUGCAGCAAUGACUACCUCGGCAUGAGCCGUCAUCCCAAAGUCAACCAGGCCAUCAUUGAGACAGUACGAAAGCAUGGUGCUGGUGCAGGAGGUACCCGAAACAUUUCAGGAACAAGCAAAUUUCAUGUGGACCUUGAAUCUGAAGUGGCCGACCUGCAUGGCAAGGAUGCAGCACUGCUGUUCACGUCCUGUUUCGUCGCCAAUGACUCCACAUUGUUUACUCUGGCAAAAAUGCUACCAGGGUGUGAGAUCUACUCUGACGCAGGCAACCAUGCAUCAAUGAUUCAGGGUAUACGAAACAGUGGGGUCAAGAAGUUCAUCUUCCGUCAUAAUGAUGUCAGCCACCUACAAGAGCUGCUCGAGAAGUCCAACCCCUCCACUCCAAAGAUUGUUGCCUUUGAAACAGUGCAUUCAAUGGAUGGUGCAGUGUGCCCACUUGAAGAGUUGUGUGACGUUGCCCACAAGUUCGGUGCUAUUACCUUUGUGGAUGAAGUGCAUGCUGUGGGCCUGUAUGGACCCAGAGGAGGUGGCAUUGGAGACAGAGAUAAAGUCAUGCACAAAAUGGACAUCAUCUCCGGAACCCUCGGCAAGGCAUUCGGCUGUGUGGGCGGCUACAUCGCCAGCACCAGUGCUCUGGUGGACACUGUGCGCUCCUACGCUGCAGGCUUCAUCUUCACCACUUCUCUGCCCCCCAUGCUGCUUGCGGGGGCAACGGAGUCCAUCAAGAUCCUGAAAAGUGAGGAAGGCCAGGUGCUCAGGCGGAAACAUCAGAGGAGUGUCAAGCUGCUCCGACAGAUGCUGAUGGACUCUGGCCUUCCAGUGGUCCACUGCCCGAGCCACAUCAUUCCUGUCCGAGUUUCAGAUGCAGAGAAGAACAGUGAGAUCUGUGACAUUUUGAUGUCUCGCUACAACAUCUACGUCCAGGCAAUCAACUACCCCACUGUGGCUAAAGGGGAGGAGCUGCUGCGUGUCGCCCCCACACCACACCACACGCCCCAGAUGAUGUACUACUUUGUUGAUCGGUUGGUGAAGACGUGGAAGGAGGUGGGUUUGGAGUUGAGGCCGCACUCCUCAGGAGAGUGUAACUUCUGCCAGCAGCCGCUUUACUUUGAGCUGAUGAGUGAGAGAGAAAAGUCCUACUUCAAAGGUCUCAGUCACUCGAUGUCAGCGGUGGCCUAAUGUCAUAUAAAAAAACCUAAAUCUUGGUAAUAUUUAUGCUAUUUAUUUAAUUUAUUUCUAAUAUCUCACUGCAUAUUAAAUGAUCUUUAUGUGGUUAAAGCAGUCAUUCACUCUUGUGUGUUCAUUUUUAAUACAUGUGGCCUAUACAUUAAUUUAUUCUUUCACUUAUGUGUAAAAUAAGAUUUUUAGUGAAGGACUGAACCAUUACCAAGAAACUCACAUGUUAAAUAUAAUUUCCUUCCUAGACAUCAUACAGCUACAUGUAAAACAGCCAUGUAUUACAUGCAUUUAGCUAAAACAUCCAUGAAUACAUACACAGUAAACAACAAAAUAUGGUGCACUACCAUUAAAGUGUUACAUGAUUACAAAUCAUCCUCUUUGAUCACAUUAUUUUUGCUCAACAAGAAUAAAGUCAGUUAAUUUUAACAAAGAAUAUGUAACUAACUGUCCUAUAUUGAAAGGUCUAAAUUUAUGAACUGUAGCAAAAUCACCAGACACUUUAUUAGCGAGAGUCUAGUUUUUUUUUUUUUUUUUUUGUUUUUUUAAUUUUGGAAUAUCUUUUAUAUCCUUUACAUAUGAUGAUACAUUUGAUUAUUCUGGUGAAUGCAUGACAGCAGUGUACAAAUGUGUGAAGAGAUGUUCUGCCAUUCUUCCCAGCUGUUCUUCAAUGGAAGGGUUUUGUAUUCAGCCUUCUACUUGAGUCCAAAGGUUUUCCACUGGAUUCAAAUCCCUGUUCUUAACCAGGUCAUAGUUUUUUUUUCUCCUUUAAAAACUCCUGUGUGAUUGUUCCAGUGUGUUUGGGAUCAUUGUCAUGUUGAAAAAUUCCUUCUUCUGCUAAGCUUCUUGAUACUACUUUCUGUAUGUGAUUAUACUGUUCCAUCAAUAAAUGUCAUCUUACUGCA
Messenger RNA from Amphiprion ocellaris (clown anemonefish), 2857 nucleotides. RefSeq names its product 5-aminolevulinate synthase, non-specific, mitochondrial-like. The record is from RefSeq and is a predicted model, not a curated record. The coding region runs from base 147 to 1955 and encodes 602 amino acids. Gene Ontology annotation, cellular component: mitochondrion; mitochondrial matrix. Gene Ontology annotation, molecular function: 5-aminolevulinate synthase activity; pyridoxal phosphate binding. The transcript has 11 exons. Gene Ontology annotation, biological process: heme biosynthetic process; erythrocyte development; hemoglobin biosynthetic process. NCBI's taxonomy places the organism in Eukaryota, Metazoa, Chordata, Actinopteri, Pomacentridae.